Molecule: messenger RNA, 1875 nt
Organism: Rosa rugosa (rugosa rose)
Lineage: Eukaryota; Viridiplantae; Streptophyta; Magnoliopsida; Rosales; Rosaceae
Product: NAC domain-containing protein 1-like
Exons: 5
Coding region: 101-1105 (334 amino acids)
Biological process (GO): regulation of DNA-templated transcription
Molecular function (GO): DNA binding
Source: RefSeq, a predicted model, not a curated record
ACUAGACGUGAAGUCACGUACAUACAACCUCACUCUUUCCUCUGCACUUCAGAGCAAAAAAAAAAACACCGAUCAAAAUCAGCUAUUCAGAGUGAAAGAGAUGAGCUGCAGCGACUUCACAGUUCCGCCGGGAUACCGAUUCCAUCCCACCGACGAGAAGCUGCUUAGUGACUUGGAGAAGAAGAAUCAGUGCAAGGACUCCGAGAUCACCACCAUCAGCCCUGAAAUCGAUGUGUGCAAGCACGAGCCUCGCGAGUUACCAGAACUGACAUUCACAAGGGCGCAAAAUCUGGGCAGGAAGUUUUUCUCUUUUUUCUUCUUCUGGUUUGCAUGGGCAGAGUCUUGGGACAGUCAGGGCAAGUGGUACUUCUUCACUCCGCGUGAAUACAAGUACAAUAACAGCAGACGCUCCAACAGGACUACAGGGGAAGGGUUCUGGAAGAUCACAGGCAAGGACCGCGACAUCAAGGCCCCUGGCUCCAAAGCUGUGAUUGGGAGAAAGAGGACCUUGACCUUCUACAAACGUGGAGUGCCGAAACCCCAGAAGACUGGCUGGGUCAUUCAUGAGUUUUAUCUCAUUGAGGCACAUUCUAAUCCUCCUAAGCAGAUAGGGGACUUUGUUGUCUGUUGCUUGAAGUAUAAGUCAGACAACUCUGAUCAUGAUAAGGAUGCCCCAUUCUUCGAUCGAGGUAGCACUAGCUGCAGUAUGGCCUCCAAUGUUGAAAAUCAAGCUGAAGAAAAUUGGGCAUUAAUUGAGCAGGUUAAUGUUGUUCCAAUUCACAAUGGAAAUGAUGAUGAAGCUCAAACUGGUGGUGGUAUUAUUACACAAGAAGAGGAAUACCUGGCUUUAAAGGAACUGCAAGAUGCUCUUCAGAUUCCCAUUGGCAAUCCUCAUGAAUUCCAAGGCACGCAAACUGAUCCUUGUCGUAUAGAUAAGAAUGAUCUUUCGACCUCUGUUGAAGGCCGACCUGAUAAAAGCAUUUCGUCUGAUGUGAUUGAAGAGCCACUAGAUAACCCAGAAAAUCUGGAUUCACUCUUUGAUCCGCUUGCGCUGCCUCAACUGCAUCAGCUACAUCGAUCAGUCACCAAUGUAUACGACCAAUGACCAUAAUGUUGAAUGUCGUAAGAGGACAUAUCCAUUUGAGGAUAAUGACCCUUCACUAACGAAGAAGAAUAGUAUUUCAACCAAUGAUGAUGACGAAUUAGUUAACAACACCGCAUCUAGUUCAGAAAAUCAAGCUUCAAAUAUGAUUCCAGAGAGAUAUUCUCAACCAGGAGCAAAUCUGGGAUCAGACUAUGAUUCAUUUCUGCCAAAGGAUUACGUUUAUACACUACCAUCAAUAAACGGAGGACCGGGAGAUUUUCCCCAUGACAAUAAUUUUAUUGAGUGGGAUGAUUUGCCAUCCUUAUACGAAGGUUGGUGAAGCUGCAGAGGCAUUAUAUUGCUGUUUACUGCCCCAGAAGAAACUGAAAGUCCUUGAAGCAGACAACAGUUUGAAGCUGGCAGCAAUUUAAAGGAUUCUUUCAUUUUCCAGGAUGCAACUCCUUUCAAUCCGUAAAGCAGACCAAAGUCAUAGUUCUAGCCUAAAAGACCACUAUGAGCAACGCAACUGUUGCAUAGUUAGUAAUCUGGAAGCAGAGUUUCAUAGGACCAGCUUCUACACGGUUGCUGGGGUCUCAAAGACAUAUAAGUAAUAAUAAUCAGACAGCAGUAUUCUGUAUGGUUACAAUCGUUUCCAAGAUGUAUGAAUACAAUUACAGGUCAUAGAGAGGCCUUCAGACUGAGUCUGAAACAUCCCAUGCCUACAACCAAAAAUUGUAUCGCUGUUCAUAUCACUCUUGUUUGUAUUACACUAUUACCCUAAUAUUCUUGUA